AUGUCAUCUAUGGUUGCAGGUACCUCUUCUUCAUGUUCUGCCACCUUCCCCACAAUCAAAAACUCUCAUCUCACACCUUCCAAGACACUCACUCCUCCAUCCCAGAAAACUUCUUUGCUAGGCCUCUCACUUUAUGAAGCCAAAAGAGGUGUUUCAGGAUCUUCCUCCAUUGCUAGAAGGAGACUUGAGAUAACUGCAAAAACUGCUGGAGCUUCAAAGACAAUUGAGGCUGAAGUUGAUAAGCCACUUGGUCUCACUUUAGGCCCAAAGAGUGGCGGUGGUGUUGUCAUAACUGCUGUUGAAGGUGGGGGGAAUGCAGCAAGAGCAGGGUUAAAGUCAGGUGACCAAGUUCUUUACACCAGCAGUUUCUUUGGAGAUGAAUUAUGGCCAGCAGAUAAGCUUGGAUUCACUAAAACUGCAAUCCAAGCUAAGCCUGAUUCUGUCUACUUUGUUGUCAGCAGAGGUGCUAAUGUAGAUGUUAAAAGGCUUCCAAAGCGUCCUGCUCCUCCUCGCUUCGGGAGAAAAUUGACAGAAUCACAAAAGGCUAGAGCUACUCAUAUUUGCCUUGACUGUGGAUACAUAUACUUCUUACCAAAAUCCUUCAGUGACCAGCCGGAUACAUACAACUGUCCACAAUGUCAAGCACCGAAGAAUAGAUUUGCUCCAUAUGAUGUUAACACAGGAAGAGCUAUUGGUGGUGGAGGGUUGCCUCCAAUCGGAGUUAUUAUUGGACUAGUGGCUGGGUUAGGUGCUGUUGGAGCUUUGCUUGUUUUUGGUCUGCAGUGA
This is a messenger RNA of Lathyrus sativus (Indian pea), 786 nucleotides long. The record is from the annotation of a GenBank genome assembly. Lineage: Eukaryota; Viridiplantae; Streptophyta; Magnoliopsida; Fabales; Fabaceae.